This is a messenger RNA of Paralichthys olivaceus (Japanese flounder), 3603 nucleotides long. NCBI's taxonomy places the organism in Eukaryota, Metazoa, Chordata, Actinopteri, Pleuronectiformes, Paralichthyidae. The record is from RefSeq and is a predicted model, not a curated record.
AUGAGCUCUCCAAAACUCUGGCAGAAAGCAUCCAUAUCUAGACUGGCAGAGGAGUUUUUCUGGAUUGGGGGCAGCGUGGUUGCACAGCCUAAAUGGAGGCUAGGUCAAAUAGUGGAAAGGUGUAUGUGCACCAUGCAGGCUGGCACUCAGAUGACCAAACUGAAGGGGAAGAAGAAAGGUUUGGUCCGCUUCUUUUACCUGGACGAGCACAAGUCCUGUGUCAGAUGGCGGCCCUCCAGGAAACACGACAAGGCCAAAAUAACUAUUGAUUCAAUCCAUGAAGUCUGUGAGGGGAAAAAAUCUGAGAUCUUCCGGAAGUACGCAGACAACCGCUUCGACCCAAACUGCUGCUUCAGUAUUUACUAUGGGGAGCGAGUGAAGUCCCUGGACCUGGUCUCCACUAACGCAGAGGAAGCCCGCACCUGGAUCACUGGGCUGAAAUACCUCAUGGCUGGUAUCAGCGAUGAAGACAGUUUGGCCCGGCGGCAACGAACACGCGAUCAGUGGCUACAGCAGACUUUCUCUGAGGCCGACAAAAACGGAGACGGCACUUUGAGCAUCGGAGAAGUUCACCAACUGCUCCACAAACUCAAUGUGAACUUACCCAAACAGAAAGUCAAAGAGAUGUUUCAAGAGGCAGACACAGAUGACAACCAAGGCUCUCUGGGCUUUGAAGAAUUUUGUUUGUUCUACAAGAUGAUUUCCACACGCAGAGACCUCUAUCUGAUAAUGAUCUCCUAUAGCAACCAGAAAGAAGUCAUGGAUCUCCACGACAUAGCACGCUUUCUGGAACAUGAACAGAGGAUGCGAGGCCUGGCCAAAGAGUAUCUAGUUGACAUAGUGGCAAAAUUUGAGCCAUGUCCUGAGAACCUGCAGCGUACGGUACUGGGUAUCGAUGGUUUCACCAACUACAUGCGGAGUCCUGCAGGUGACAUCUUCAACCCUGAGCACAAUCAGGUGAACCAGGACAUGACACAGCCUCUGUGCAACUACUUCAUUGCCACAUCACACAACACCUACCUGACAGGAGACCAGCUACUGUCUCAGUCCAGGGUGGAAAUGUAUGCCUAUGUUCUCCAGGCAGGCUGUCGCUGUGUGGAGGUGGACUGCUGGGAUGGACCCGAUGGAGAGCCCAUUAUCCACCAUGGUUACACCUUGACAUCCAAAAUCCUCUUUAAAGAUGUUAUUGAAACGAUCGACAAAUAUGCGUUCACGAAAUCACAGUACCCAGUGAUCUUGUCCAUAGAGAACCACUGCACUGUGCCUCAGCAGAAAAAGAUGGCAGAGUACCUGAAAGAAGUGCUGCAGGACAAACUGGACCUGUCCACUGUCAAUGUGCAUGACUGCAAGAAGCUGCCCUCCCCUGAGAUACUGAAAGGAAAAGUUCUAGUGAAGGGAAAGAAGCUGCCGGCAAACCUCGACCCUGAUGCUGAGGAAGGUGAUGUGUCUGAUGAAGAUACUGGUGAUGAGGAUGAGGAAGAGGAGGAAGAUGAAGAUGACCCACAGGCAAGUGAAACAUCAAUGGAUGGGUUGUGGUUGCCCAAGAAGAAGAGACGAUUAGGCAGAUCGAUCAUGAGGAGCUUCAAACGAAAGAGGAAAAAGAGAAUUCGAGUGAAAAACAAGUCAAUGUCUGAUGGAGAAUCAGACUACAGCAGCAGCAGGGAAAGGACCCAAAUUGUUUACCACCCAAAGAAGAGGAAAACAAUGAGGCUGUCUCGAGCUCUGUCUGACCUGGUCAAAUACACAAAAUCUGUUCGUGUCCACGACAUAGGAACACAAGCGUUUGUGAACAGUUGGCAGGUAUCGUCCCUCAAUGAGACCGUUAUGAACCAGAUCUUACAGCUGAAGCCAGGUGAGCUGGUGCGUUUCAACCAGCGCCAGCUCCUCAGAGUCUACCCAUCCAACUACAGAGUGGACUCCAGCAACUUCAACCCUCAACCAUACUGGAAUACAGGAUGCCAUAUGGUUGCGAUGAACUAUCAAACAGAGGGACGCAUGCUCGAACUGAACCGAGCCAAGUUCUCAACCAAUGGAAACUGUGGUUAUAUUCUGAAGCCUAAGUGCAUGUGUAAAGCUGCCUUUAACCCCAUGUUGGAGGAUCCUCUGCCGGGACAUAGAAAGACACAGUUAGUGCUAAAGAUCAUCAGUGGACAGCAGCUUCCCAAACCUAAAGACUCCAUGUUUGGGGACAGAGGAGAGAUUAUUGAUCCCUUUGUAGAGGUUGAGAUCAUCGGUCUAAGUAAUGAUUGUUCCAAGCAGCAGACCAGGGUCGUGGAUGAUAAUGGUUUCAACCCGAUGUGGGAGGAGACCCUCGUCUUCAAUAUUCAAAUGCCACAGAUCGCCCUGGUGCGUUUCCAGGUGUGGGAUCAUGAUCCCAUUGGGCGAGAUUUCAUUGGACAGAGGACUGUGGCUUUCACCAGUAUGAUGCCAGGUUAUCGGCAUGUGUACCUGGAGGGGAUGGCAGAGUCAUCCAUUUUUGUUCAUGUUGCUAUCAAUGAUAUAACAGGAAAGAUCAAACCCUCUAAUGCAGUGCAAGCUGCCAGAAAACACAUCCAAAAAGCAGCUCAGAAGCACAUGAAGGGUCCUCUACGGCAGCCGUCUCUGGACUUCUCCGUCCAGUCCUCGGAAGAUGGACGUGCUCUGUAUUUCCGCAAGGAUCUGGAUACCAUCUCUCAGGACAGCAGGAAUGGGGAACUGUCUUUUCUGGUACAAGGGCCAGCAGCCAAGGGUGCCAUCCACAAAGGGACCAUGAGCGAGCCAGUGAGGCGUGCUCACAGAGUUAAAAUUCAUGAACCAGUCGAGACAAGGAGAGGAAUCUUCAGCCGGAUGUCCUCCACUGACUCCCACUACAUGGGGGCUGCUCCCUGUGUGAUAGCCGAGAGCUUUGACCUUGAGACCUCUUCCCAGGCUUCAUGUCCAGACGGUCCUGCUCCAGACAGCCAAAAUCCAAUUCAAGAAGAAGCAGAGAAUGAACUUCAUGAACCACCAAAGUCAAGCUGUGCAGAGCAGGAGACCCUUCACACAUUAGAAGCAGAGGAGCCUAAACAAUCAGACAAAUUACCACUAGAACCAGAAACUGGUACAGAACCUGAAAAACCACCACAAACUCCAAGUUCAACUGAUUCAGUCCCUCAGCAUCAGCCUGUGCCACAGCCUCUUAACCAGCCUGAAGCCAAAUCUACUCCACUUAUCCCUCCACCAUCCCCUGCCAGGGUGAGACGGACCCUGGAGGCUCCAGCCACCCCCCGACCAUUCACCCUGAUACGGACAAAAGCCCGCUCACGUAGUUGCCCUCGAAAACCAACUACCUCCCCUCACAUGGUGAACCACAAACCUGUUUUCCACUGGCAGACGCAUCGUGCACCAAAAUAUGGCAGCUACAGUAACCAGGUGAAACAGGUACCCAACGGUCUCUGCCUGUCAGACAGCACAUCAGGCAGCAGCGGCGGAAGCACAGACAGCCUGGAGUUUGUGCCCUCCUGCGUGCCAGCCGACGCAGGGCAACGUGAAGGGACUCUUCAGAGGGAGAUGAGGGCCCUGUUUGACCAAAAGAUUAGAGAAAUCCACUGCAAAUCACCACUUUUUCUGGAUGGUGAGUCAUGA